Molecule: messenger RNA, 3333 nt
Organism: Chilo suppressalis (striped riceborer)
Lineage: Eukaryota; Metazoa; Arthropoda; Insecta; Lepidoptera; Crambidae
Source: the annotation of a GenBank genome assembly
AAAUUUCCUAGAAGAACUUUUAAAAAAUUACUUAAAUGAAGUAUUUGCUUAAAAUAAAGACUCUUUUUAAAUGUAAAAUUAAUUGUAUUAUUUUUUAAAUGUAUUAUGUUAUGGUAAUGAACAGCCAUUGCGGAACCCUACAGUGUGCAUGGCACGACACCCAUUUGGCCGUUGUUGACGUUGGCUGCUCGUAACGACGGGCCGCCGCGUGCCGGCGACAACGCGUUUCACGUUUACGGCAUUCGAGAGUGAGCGCGCUCGCGGUGCGGGAUGUCGCUGCGUGCGGCGCGAGCGAUGCCGCUGCUGCUGGCGGCGACUUCGGUUGUGCUGGCGCCAGCGCUGCCGGCGUGCGCGGCUGCGGCCGCCAGCGGAGAGCGUGCGUUAGUUCCUGGCGAGGUCCGGUUUGGUGCGCUGUUCGCGGUGCACGGGGCGCCGGUGGAGGCGCGCGCGGGCGCCCGGUGCGGCGCCGUGCGCGAGCACUACGGCAUCCAGCGCGUGGAGGCGACGCUCCUAGCGCUGGACGCCAUCAACGCCGACGCGGCGCUGCUGGGCGCGCUGCCGCUGGGCGCAGAGCUGCGCGACUCGUGCUGGGCGCCGCCCACCGCGCUGCGGCAGACCAUCGACCUGGUGCGCGACGCCAUCGCGCCUGACGCCGAUCACGCGCAAUCGCAAAUCUCAACUAAUUGUACUCAGGGCCGUACUGCGAGCCACGGCGACGGGCCCUGGGGCGGCAGGGCGCCCCUGCUGGGGGUCCUGGGCCCCGGCGCCAGCUCGGCAUCCAUGCAAGUCCAGAAUCUGCUGCAGCUGUUCUCCAUACCACAGGUGUCGUACUCGGCGACGUCGCGCGAGCUGUCGGACCGGGCACGGUUCUCGACGUUCUUCCGCGUCGUCCCGUCGGACCUGCACCAGGCGCGCCUCAUGGUGGCGCUACUGCGGGCCCACAACUGGACCUACGUACAUGCCGUGCAUACGGAUGGUUUUCUGAUAGAAAGCUACGGUCAAAGCGGCAUGGCGGCGUUCCGCGAGGAAGCGGCACGCGGCGGCGUGUGCGUGGCGCGUGAGGAAGCGCUGCGGGCGGCGCCCACCGACAGCGAGGUGGAUGCGGCGCUGCUGCGGCUGGCGGGCGGCCCGCGCGUCGCCGUGUGCUGGUGCGAGGGACGCACUGCGCGGGCGCUGCUGGCGGGGCAGGCGCGCGCACCCCACUCGCCGGCGUCGGCGCCGCUGCGGCUGGUGGCCAGCGACGGCUGGGCCGACCGUCGCGAUGUCGUCGCCGGCCUCGAGCACGUCGCGCACCACUCGCUCACGCUGCGCAUCCGAUCACCAUACCUGAGGCACUUCGACGCGUACUACCACUCGUUAAAACCUCAUACCAACCACAGAAACCCAUGGUUUAAGGAAUUCUGGGAACAAAAAUUUAACUGCACUCUGGAAGAAGGGUCUUCCGGAAAACGUAAAUGUACAGGUUCAGAGUCACUGGCAGCGGGCUAUACGCAGGAGCCGAAGCUGGCUCUGGUGGUUCGCGGCGUGUACACGCUGGCGCACGCGCUGCACGACAUGCGCGGCGCGGUGUGCGGCGCGUCGCAGGCGGGGGCGGGGGCGGGGGCGGGGGCGGGGCUGUGUGCCGCCAUGCUGCCGUUCAACGUGUCGCUGUACCGCCGCUACAUCGCGCGCGUGCGCUUCCGGGCGCCCGACGGCGGCAUCGUUGCGUUCGACAGCAACGGUGACCCUCCGCCUGAGCUGAGUGAAUACGACGUGAUGAACCUGGUGUCGGACGGCGCGGGCGGGUGGCGGUACGUGCGCGUGGGCCGGUGGCGGCGCGGCGCGCUCCGGCUGCGCGGCGGCCACGCCGCUACCACCAGGCGUGCUCGCGGCGUGCGGGCGGCGUGCUCGCAGGAGUGCGGGGCAGGCUCGUGGGCGCGGCGCAGCGAGGGCGAGCGCGCGCGCUGCUGCUGGACGUGCGUGCCGUGCGCGACGCUCGCCGUCACCGAGCCCACCGGCUGCCGGCUCUGCCCGCCCGGACACCGCCCCGAUGCACUGCGCAAAGAAUGCAUACCGUCCCCGAUCGAGUGGGGCGGCGGUGGUCGGUGGGCGCGGGCGGUGUCGCUGGCGGCGGGCGGCGGCGGGCUGGCGGCGGUGUGUGUGUGCGCGGCCACGUUCUGGCGUCACCGCGCCACGCCCGUGGUGAAGUCGGCGUCGCGCGAGCUGUGCGCGCUCCUGCUGUGCGCGGCCGCCGCCUGCCACUGCGCCGCGCUCGCGGCUGUCGCGAGACCUGCCCCCACUGUUUGCGCCGCGGUGCGGCUGGCGGCCCCCGCGCUUGGCGGCGUGUACGCAGCGGUGCUGGCGCGCACGGUGCGUGUCGCUCGACUAGUGCAGGCGGCGGAGCGCCGGCCUGCAGCUCGCCCGAGGUUGUUGUCUUCGCGUGCACAGGUGUGGACAUGGGCAGCGUUGAGUGGUCCCGGAGUGGCGACGGCGGCGUGGAGCGCGCUGCGCUGGCCGGCGACGCCGCAGCUGCUGCACCCGGGGCGCGCGCGCGCCGUGCUGGUGUGUGGCGGCGAGCUGGCGCCGGCGCAGCUGGUGCCGCUGGCGCCGGCGCUGGCGCUGCUGGCCUCCUGCGUCGCGCUCGCCAUCCGCACUCGCCGCCUGCCGCACAACUUCAACGAAACCAAGUUCGUCGGCGCCGCGGCUUACGCCACCUGCGUCACUUGGGUGGCGUUCUUCCCACUGUAUGCUGCGACGGAGGCGCGCACUGCCACACUGUGCGCGUGCGUGUCGCUAUCGGCGGGCGCGUGCGUGGCCUUGUCCCUCGGCCCGCGCGUGUGGGUGUGCGUGUUCCGCCCCGAGAGAAACACUAGGGCCCACUUUCUCACGGCCACUUCUAUACGUUGUCACCUGGGCAAGUAUCGGCCGGGAUCCGACGCUCCUGCGGGUUCUUUAAACUCACCGAGAAAAUGCGCAGAACUUCGUGAUGCAUCCUGCCAAGUGACUGGAGACAACAAUAGUGACCAGAGGAGUAGUGCGGCGGGCGGGUGGUGCGAGGCGUCAGGAGUGUGCGCGCGCGUCACCCGCAUCCCCGUCGCCGUCGCCGCCGCCGCCGCUGCUCCUGCCACCACCUGCGACCCCGACGACGCUGAUGCGACUGAUGUAGCAGACGUCCUGAUUGUGUUGUUCCACCACCGCCACGCUCUGCACUCGCCAUUGCUCGAAACUGCCAAUAAGAACCAUGCGAAUUCAGAUCCAAUAUAGACCGUUGAUUAACAUGUCGAAUAAUUCACAAUGGUAAUAUUUAAUAGGUCUGCCGAAAUAUCUCUUUUUUAAUAAAAAUUAAACAAAAAA